Messenger RNA from Pan troglodytes (chimpanzee), 5545 nucleotides. It is a transcript of the gene LYN, whose product is annotated as LYN proto-oncogene, Src family tyrosine kinase. Gene Ontology annotation, biological process: protein phosphorylation. NCBI's taxonomy places the organism in Eukaryota, Metazoa, Chordata, Mammalia, Primates, Hominidae. Bases 2212 to 4260 code for a protein of 682 amino acids. Gene Ontology annotation, molecular function: protein binding; ATP binding; protein tyrosine kinase activity. The transcript is spliced from 12 exons. The record is from RefSeq and is a predicted model, not a curated record.
UUUAUUUUUAUUUUUUAAAUUUUUUUAUGGUGGGGGGGGGGUCUCACGAUAUUGCCUAGGAUGGUCUUGAACUCCUGAGCUCGAGCAAUCCUCCCACCUCGGCCUCCCAAAGUGCUGGGAUUACAGGCAUGAGCCACUGAGCUCAGUUGCUUGGGGGCCAUUUUAAACAGCAAAAUCACCAACAAAAAGCACAGAAGUGUGGAAAGCAUAAACUAAAUGGACAGCAAAAAGAAUACAAGAAGGCAGAGAGCAUCGCCUUGUUCCACUAUAGCUGGGAGGGUGUGCGUGGGGCAACUCAAGAUUUUUACUGCUCUGGGAUGUGCAUAUCUAUGAGUGACUGGGAAAACACCUCAAGUAUUGAUUUUGGGAUUACAAAUACAUUUUAGCAAGUAGAUAAGUUCACAAAUAUGAUAUCUGCAAAAAUGAGGAUACACUGUACAUAACGUAUUUACAAUACUGCCUUCUCUUGCCCCGCCCAUCGUAUUCCUUCCUUUCUUCAAAGGCCCACCUAUCCUGUCAAGGAGCCUUAAUUGAUUUGCACCCUGCCUCUGAUCACUGCCUUCUGUGCUCAAUUUAGAGAAAACUGGUGAGAUAAAUCAGUCAUCAAUCAAUUAACCAAUCAAUCAAUACUAAUGAACUAUUUUAAAGCACCCAACAUAAUUUCUGGGAGGUAGAGUGGGGAAUAGAUAAAUAUAAAAGGCAGUGCCUUCCCAAAAGGAGUUUACCAGUAGUUGAGGAGACAAGCCUAACAUGGGCAAACAAUGCUAAAAAUUACCUAGGUCUAGUUUAAAAUAAAAUGUUGCACACCAUACAUGCUACAGAUGCUUUAAAAAGUUGCCUAUCAAUAGGAGCUUUAAAUAAAACUUUCCUGAGAAAUAGAACUUUCAUGGGACAUUAAGAAGGAAAGACAGAUAUGGAGAAUGAUUGAAUGAAGUAUUCAGCAAGUAUAAAUGCAGCCUAAGAAGUGGAAAUUAGCAUCGUAUCGUUUUUUUCCAAAUAAGAAUGAAGAGAUGAACUUAGUGAGGACGAUUUUGUGAGGAGUUAGGGAGUUGGGGAGCUGGGUGCAAGCUCAGGUCAGCCUGAUGAUGCUUUGUUCCUUACCCCGAGAGACAUUUUACCAAAAACACUGACAGACAUUCCUGAUAGAUUAACCAAUACCAAACGUUUUUGAAUCCUAUUCUUAUUUGCCACACACGUUUAGUCAGGAUCUCAAGGAUUCAUCAGUAGCAGCAGAUACUUUAAUGUAGGGUUAAUAUAUUUGAGAGGUCAUUCUUAAGAAAAGUCUAGGCAAUAGGCCCUCAGGUAGUGAAUUAUUCCGUAGGAUUCAUUGUUUUUUGUUUCAUUUUGUUUUGUUUUGUUUUCAUUUUUCUAUUUUUCUCCAUAGGAUUCUUGAUAGGUUUCAAUCACACACCUUCCCAUGGGUAUUUCCAUGGGUAACCCACCCCUUCUCUUCAGCAGUAAACUAACAACUACAUACCAGUGAACAUCACAGGUAUAAACCACCUUUCUUCUUUUAAGGAAUUAGUAUGCAAACUUUAGUACUCUUUUCCUAGUAACAAAUAACUGCUGUAUCAGAUUGUGUCACAAGGCAGCUGCUUUGACUUAUUGCUCUGUAGCUGGGGCCAGCCUCUUCAGAACAUUGUUAAUGAGAGAAAGGAAGUGCUUUGGGCAGUGUCUGGCCCAUCAGGCCCUCUGUAAAUGUUUGCUAUUAAUGCAAUGCUGAGAUCCCAGUGAACAGAAUCUGGCUUAGAAGAAGUGGGUAUCCACGGUGCCCGAGCCUAAUCUUACAUCUUGGAUUUGUAAGUGGCAUUUAUUGAGUUGAACAUGAGCUUGAGCACGCGGUCACACAUUCUUUCAGCAAACACUGGUUAGGCACCAGCUGCUACGUGCAAGCACUGCCCUACAUGUUGGGACGCAGCUGUAGUAGGAAUGAAAUAACGCCAGCAUUCCUGCAUGCGGGCAGUGCGGGCCCUGUACAGAAAGGUACACGAGAUAGGCAUCCUCACAUCCAUUGUCCUGGGAGGAAACUGAGGCUUUGAGAAACGGAGAACUUGCCGGGCCAUUUGACUCUACGUCAUCCCCUCCCCCAUCAAUGCCCUGAACAGCCUCCUGUACACCCUUAAGGAACUUACUUUGUAAUGAUUAUUAAGAACUCAACGAGACCCCGAGCAUCACCUCGGCACAUCGCAUCCUUUCUCUAGAGAACCCCUAAUGUUGGAAGGGAUCAGAGCGCACCUCCUCCGCUCCUGGGAGCACCCCCUUCCUAAUAAUACCUUGGGGAUGGGUCGGAAGGAAAGGAAAGGAGACGCGAGAGGUGUAGUCGAUGUGCCUGCGAAGCCCAGGCUCCUCCGGAGAUCCUUCCGUCCGUCCCUACAGGAGAAGGCUGGCCCGGGCUGCUCCACUCCCCGGAGCUGCAGACUGAGUCGCCAGGUUUCUGUGCCUUCAAAGCCCUGCGCGACGGCCACACCAAACACCCAAAUCUUGGGCAGGGACCAAACGGUCACUUCCCCGCCCUCCGGGCUCAAUAUGCAAAUCCGAGCACCAGGAAGUAGCUGGGACCUCUCGGCCGAGCCCAGAGACAGCCAGUUCCUCUCCCGCCGCGCCGGGCCGCGCUGCCGCUCGCUCCCCGGCCGUGGCGCCUCCGGGCCAGACGCGCUGCAGCCUCCAGCCCGCGGCAAGCGGGGCGGCCGCGCCACCCCCGGCCCCGCGCCAGCAGCCCCUCGCCGCGCUUCCAGCGUUCCCGGCCAGCAGCCUCCCCAUACGCAGGUCCUGCUGGGCCGCCCCGUCGCGUCCCCCGCUCUGAACUCAAGUCACCGUGGAGCUCCGCCGCCCCGAAACUUUUACUGCGAGCGGGUUCCAGAAUCUCAGCUUUUACCUGGACAGAGGUUUCAAACUAAAGAUCCAGAGGAACAAGGAGACAUUGUGGUAGCCUUGUACCCCUAUGAUGGCAUCCACCCGGACGACUUGUCUUUCAAGAAAGGAGAGAAGAUGAAAGUCCUGGAGGAGCAUGGAGAAUGGUGGAAAGCAAAGUCCCUUUUAACAAAAAAAGAAGGCUUCAUCCCCAGCAACUAUGUGGCCAAACUCAACACCUUAGAAACAGAAGAGUGGUUUUUCAAGGAUAUAACCAGGAAGGACGCAGAAAGGCAGCUUUUGGCACCAGGAAAUAGCGCUGGAGCUUUCCUUAUUAGAGAAAGUGAAACAUUAAAAGGAAGCUUCUCUCUGUCUGUCAGAGACUUUGACCCUGUGCAUGGUGAUGUUAUUAAGCACUACAAAAUUAGAAGUCUGGAUAAUGGGGGCUAUUACAUCUCUCCACGAAUCACUUUUCCCUGUAUCAGCGACAUGAUUAAACAUUACCAAAAGCAGGCAGAUGGCUUGUGCAGAAGAUUGGAGAAGGCUUGUAUUAGUCCCAAGCCACAGAAGCCAUGGGAUAAAGAUGCCUGGGAGAUCCCCCGGGAGUCCAUCAAGUUGGUGAAAAGGCUUGGCGCUGGGCAGUUUGGGGAAGUCUGGAUGGGUUACUAUAACAACAGUACCAAGGUGGCUGUGAAAACCCUGAAGCCAGGAACUAUGUCUGUGCAAGCCUUCCUGGAAGAAGCCAACCUCAUGAAGACCCUGCAGCAUGACAAGCUCGUGAGGCUCUAUGCUGUGGUCACCAGGGAGGAGCCCAUUUACAUCAUCACCGAGUACAUGGCCAAGGGCAGUUUGUUGGAUUUCCUGAAAAGCGAUGAAGGUGGCAAAGUGCUGCUUCCAAAGCUCAUUGACUUUUCUGCUCAGAUUGCAGAGGGAAUGGCAUACAUCGAGCGGAAGAACUACAUUCACCGGGACCUGCGAGCAGCUAAUGUUCUGGUCUCCGAGUCACUCAUGUGCAAAAUUGCAGAUUUUGGCCUUGCUAGAGUAAUUGAAGAUAAUGAGUACACAGCAAGGGAAGGUGCUAAGUUCCCUAUUAAGUGGACGGCUCCAGAAGCAAUCAACUUUGGAUGUUUCACUAUUAAGUCUGAUGUGUGGUCCUUUGGAAUCCUCCUAUACGAAAUCGUCACCUAUGGGAAAAUUCCCUACCCAGGGAGAACUAAUGCCGACGUGAUGACCGCCCUUUCCCAGGGCUACAGGAUGCCCCGUGUGGAGAACUGCCCAGAUGAGCUCUAUGACAUUAUGAAAAUGUGCUGGAAAGAAAAGGCAGAAGAGAGACCAACGUUUGAUUACUUACAGAGCGUCCUGGAUGAUUUCUACACAGCCACGGAAGGGCAAUACCAGCAGCAGCCUUAGAGCACAGGGAGACCCGUCCAUUUGGCAGGGGUGGCUGCCUCAUUUAGAGAGGAAAAGUAACCAUCACUGGUUGCACUUAUGAUUUCAUGUGCGGGGAUCAUCUGCCGUGCCUGGAUCCUGAAAUAGAGGCUAAAUUACUCAGGAAGAACACCCUCUAAAUGGGAAAGUAUUCUGUACUCUUAGACGGAUGAUCCACUCAGUUGCAACUCGGACUUGUCCUCAGCAGCUGGUAAUCUUGCUCUGCUUGACAACAUCUGAGUGCAGCCAUUUGAGAAGAAAACAUCUAUUCUCUCCAAAAAUGCACCCAACUAGCUCUAUGUUUACAAUUGGACAUAGGACUCAAAGUUUCAGAGACCAUUGCAAUGAAUCCCCAAUAAUUGCAGAACUAAACUCAUUUAUAAAGCUAAAAUAACCGGAUACAUAGCAUGACAUUUCUUUGUAUUUUCUCUAUGCUUUGGCUUACUUAUUUAAAAAAAAAAAAAAAAAACUAAUCCAACCUGUUAGAUUUUGCAGGUGAAGUCAGCAGCUUAAAAAUGUCUUUCCCAGAUUUCAAUGAUUUUUUUUUCCCCCUACCUCCCAAAAUCUGAGACUGUUAAAACAUUUUUCUUCUAUGAACACUGCUCAGACCUGCUAGACAUGCCAUAGGAGUGGCGUGCACAUCUCUCUCUCUCUUCCAGCAGGAGGAGCCCGUGAGCACGCACAGCUGCCCUGUCUGCUCACCCGAAGGCAGCGGGCUCACCUGGACCUCCCAGGAAAGGGAGAAGAGCCUCAGAAACUGCUCUGUGUUCAGAAGGAAUAUUUUUAAGAGUCCAGCUUUUUCAUUUCCACAAUUUCCUAUAUCCAGAUUUGUUUUGACAAUGUAGUUUGGAAGAACUAAGAUUCUAAUCUCUGAAGAACCUUAUAGGGCCUUCUAAAACAUAAGAGUUUCCUUUGUUGCUUCAAAGAUUUGAACAUUAUGUUAAAGAUCAAGUAUUAAUUUUAGUUGUACUCUAGAAAGCUAAAGUGCCACAUUCGGGGCUAUUUUUAUGAUUCAGCAAUCUUUUCUAAAUUGUGUAGCAUGUGUAUGAGACUAUUUAUACCCAAGGAUAUGAAGGAACAUAAGUGACUACGAGGCUCUAAUAAGCCAUGGUGGCAGGAGGUUCAAGCGGUUCUGUUCACUAAAUUUUUCUCCUGUAAGCUUUGAAUGGAAACUUCUGUAUCACAUGAUGUGUUUCACUUAUGCUGUUGUGUAUAUACCUAAUAUUUCUAUUUUUGAUUUUAUUUUAAUACACCUCGUCCAAUAACA